CAGCAGCAGCAGCAGCAGCAGCAGCAGCAUGAAACACAAACAUCAGCAUUCAGCGUCUGUGGACGUCGUGUGGAAACGUCAGUGCUCGGCAGCUUCAGGCUCCUGUUUGGACAAGAGGCCAACGGCAGAGCUGCAGCAGGUCCGGUGUCUUGUGGCAGCCAAUCAAAUGCUUGCGUGUCAGAUCCAGGAGGAGCUGGACAGGAAAUGUGUCAGAGAGCGGAGACAGCUGGAUGGACACCUGAGGACAGUGUCCCUUCUGCAGCGGCAGAUCAGUGAAAGUCUCUCAGCCCAGGCAGAGAUAAAACUGCAGCUGCUCAGUGUAAAGAUCACUGUCACCACCUUCAGUACCAAAUGCCAUAAAGAGCAUGAGCGUCGUGGUCAUUUGGAGGCGGAGCUUUCUGACCUGAGGAGACAGGAGGAGGAGCUGAGGCUUCAAAAACUACCGCAGCUGCGGCGUCUGCUGGCCGAUCAGACUCAUCAACAGGGGGCGCUACAAACACAACACCAACAGGACUUACAGGGUCUCCUAGCACAGGUGUCAAGGGGCGUGGCCGUCCAGUCAUCACACCUAAUGCAGCAUGUGGACAAGUGGAGAGGGACGGCGUCCAGCCAUGACCGCCAGCUUGUCCAGCAGGAGGAACUAAGAAGCAGUGCGUUGAUUCUGGAGGAGGAGGAGCUAAGGAGCAGAGCGUUGAUUCUGGAGGAGGAGGAGCUAAGGAGCAGAGCACUGAUUCUGGAGGAGGAGGAGCUUAGGAGCAGAGCGCUGAUUCUGGAGGAGGAGCUACAGCGACAGCAGAGUCUGAACGCUCUGCUGGAGGACCGACAUGUGGAGCAGGCAGAGCACUGCGACUUCCAGCUGGUGGCGCUGCAGCAGCGAGCAGAGAGUGUGAGCAGAGGCCUGGACUGUGAGCUGCAGGCUGCAGUUCAGCAGGCUGCAGAACAUCAGGCCCUGCUGGACGUCAACAACACGCUGCACACAGAGCUACGAGGCUACAGGAAGCUGCUGGAUGGAUUUUUAAGUCAACCUUUAAAAUUCAACCCUACCGUGAGGUCUUUCCCAGACACCUCCAGAAAAGUCACGCUGGACAGAGGAAUCACUGCCCAGGGCAGAAACUUCUGGACGAUGGAGGUUCAGACGGUCUCUAAAGGCCACGUCUGUACCGUCAAACAAACACCUGCAGUUAUCGUACUUUUAGAAACUGUCACCACGAAAAGGUUAACCAGCAUCCAUAAUAAAAAGCCACAAAACUCACCACUGGCCUUGUGCAACACAUCACAUCUGAUCGACUCAAUCCAUGACCCUGGAACCUUGAGGACAGGAGCUCCUAUUGAGAGAACCACCACAGGUUUGGACAAAGGAGCUGUCAAUAAGUCCAAAACAGAGAGUCCUGAAACAGCUGGAGUCACCAACACUGGUCCUGGUGGAGAAACAGAAAUAAAGCAAGCACCAUAUUUGAUCCUGCAGACAACCACAGAGUUAAUGACAGCAACAAAUCAAAUUCAUCACCUCAACGGCCAUGACCCAGCUACAGGCCGGAGUCCUGCUAUAGUCACAUCAGUAAAACUAGAGACUCUAUCAGAAAGUGCAAGGGAUGAAGAUUACCUCUGUUGUAGGUCUGAAGAGGAUCAGGGUGAGGUGAACCCGAUACCAGACAAGAAGCUCGACAGGGAAGAAAAGAAAGAAGAAAACCAAAGAGCAGAAGAAGACGGUGCUUUGCGAUUCAGUCAGAACAUGGUAUCGUCCGGUUUGUCCAACAGCAAACAAAACCAAACCAAAGACCCUGAUACACAGUCCACCACUGAAACCUCCUCAAACUGCAGCCAAGUCAGAAACAACAGUCCAGAGAUUCUGCACAUGGUUGAAUUAGAAGGAAGUUCAGGGUCAGUCAACGGUGCUCAUGAUACCAACAAGGAACAGGUUGAUUUGUUAAGUACUGCAGAGCAGAAAAAGUAUCCAAGUCUAACAGAUUCUGGCAUAGGUUUGAGUUACUGUGACUUUGAAGAGCUUCCAGGUCCAGUAACCUCACAUGGAUUUCUGAGCCCAACAGAAACAGUUGCAGGUUUAAGCCCAGAAAUUUGUCCAAUCCCACUUGAGGCAGAGCUGAUAAUGAGCGAUCAAGUAUUUUUCCAAGCUGAUCUGAAAAAACACAUGAAAAGCCCAAAUGACUCAGAUCCAAGUGUGAGUCCAGUUGAGAUGAAGGAGAAGCUGAGUUUAAACAGCGAAGAGGAAGACGAGGAAGUUUACCUGAGUCUGACUGAGGCAAACGCAAAUGUGAGACCAGUCGAGACUUACAUUCUCUCAACAAAAGAGGAUUGGAAGUCCUCAUCGUUGAGAGGAGAAAUAAGAAUGAAUGAACCCAGUACAGGGAGCCAAGAAAGUCCAUUGUUGGCCAAAGAGCCUGUGACAAACCAUCCAGGACCAGGAGGGUUGGUUCUGUACGGGGGAAGUCCUACUGGUGCCAGUUUACUGAGGGAAGGGAACACAGACAAUAGCUCAGUAGCUUCAGAUGUUCUGAUGAGGCUUCCAGAAUCAGGGCGAUCCAGCAGCAGAGUAGCAGAGGAGGGUUUGGUUCCUGAAGAAAGUCAUGGUUGUAAAAGCAGAGUGAGUUUGUCCGGCAGAGGGAGUAAUGAAGGGUCAUCAGUAAAAACGGCUGUUCCAAGUCAACCAAGGGCAAAACAGUUUGGCAGCAGAGGAAGUGGAGAGUGGACGGGUUACGGGUUAGCCAGAGCAGAAAUACAACCAGAAGCCAGAGGGAGUGGUGCUGAAGGCAGGGUUUAUGGCGGCAGUCUGAAAGGUAUUAGCUCACCAAACUUGGAUAUUGAAGAAUGUCCAUCAGUAACCUCAAACCUGGCAACAAGCCCUCCUGAAAAAGGGAGGUUUGGCAGUGGAGAAUGGAGAGUUUAUGGUGGAAGGGUUCGACAUAUGAGCAGCCCGGCUCGCAGCUUUAGCUUACCUGAAACCCAACCAGAGUCCACAUGUCUACCAACCUGCCCACCACUUCCACGAGGAGAAGGGAGAUUUGGUAGCACAGGAAGUGGAGAGUGGAGAGUUUAUGGUGGAAAUGCUGCAUGUUUGAGUUUAACAGACAGGGUCAAUGCUAAUGACAACCAAGCGCUGAGUCUGCUGAGUGGACCAAGACUCAGCAGUAGCAGGUUGAGCUCAAACGGUGUCGUUAGACGUAGCAGGAGUGUCGGAAGUGGUGGUAAAUUAAGUAGCUCCGGCAGUGGUGACUGUAAACCUGUUUACAACUCAGCUAGUGGGCGCAGGAGCAGUGCAGGGAGCGCAGGUGGAGGGAGGACACUCUGCAGCCAAAGAGCCGCGAGUCCUGGGGGAAGGACAAGUGUUAGCGGGGGAAGCGGAGAUUGGCUCAACAGUUUCACGACUGGUUGGAAUCGUAUUAGCAGCGCUGGGUCUCAAGGCAGUGGCAGCGAAGGCAGCCGAGCUGGAGGAAGGGUCCGUAGCACCUCUGGGUCAGGUAGGACCAAUAAUAGCACAGGGGGGAGGGUCAUUAGCAGCAGUGACCGGCCAAUCAGGAGCACCGGCAGUGGCACUGGUGGCAACAAGGAGAGAAUCAGUGUUUGCAAGAUGGCGGCGCUGAAGAUCUCAGAGGUGGGAAGAGAGAGAAGUCAGGAGAGAAGAAAACAACAACAACAACAACAACACAAGGCUGCAGUGUCUUCUCCACUCCACUUGACCUCAGGGGGCGGGGUCACGAGCGUCUCUCCUGACAACCGUGAUGACAUCACGCGUCUGUGAGCAAGAACAAGUUUAAACAAACAAACCAUUAAAGUUUCAGGUGAUGAUGUCACAGGAACACCAGCAGGGGUCACCAGACACAGUCACCAGUCACAAUGUCACGUUUACUUUUUUAAAUAAAGUUGAUAAAUAUCAA
This is a messenger RNA of Solea solea (common sole), 3893 nucleotides long. RefSeq lists its product as uncharacterized. Gene Ontology annotation, molecular function: structural molecule activity. The record is from RefSeq and is a predicted model, not a curated record. Bases 29 to 3757 code for a protein of 1242 amino acids. NCBI's taxonomy places the organism in Eukaryota, Metazoa, Chordata, Actinopteri, Pleuronectiformes, Soleidae. The transcript is spliced from 9 exons.